Messenger RNA from Fusarium subglutinans, 1812 nucleotides. RefSeq names its product transcription activator amyR. The transcript is spliced from 3 exons. The coding region runs from base 1 to 1812 and encodes 603 amino acids. NCBI's taxonomy places the organism in Eukaryota, Fungi, Ascomycota, Sordariomycetes, Hypocreales, Nectriaceae. Gene Ontology annotation, molecular function: zinc ion binding; DNA-binding transcription factor activity, RNA polymerase II-specific; DNA binding. Gene Ontology annotation, biological process: DNA-templated transcription; regulation of DNA-templated transcription. The record is from RefSeq and is a predicted model, not a curated record.
AUGGCGACUAUCCCGGUAAAGCGCGGCCAGGUCUGCGACAACUGCCGAUUCCGCAAGGUCAAGUGUGAUCGUGGCCUGCCCUGUAAGAACUGUCACCUCGGGGACCUCCGUUGCCAGUAUCGCCACAGCAUUCGGAGGAAGGGCCCAAAGCAGGGCCAAGGGAGACGACAGACGCAGCUGAGACAGGGUUUGGGUAUUGAUGAGUAUCAAUUCCAGAUACUCACUUCGGAGGCGCCGCCUGGAUCAGCCAGCAAUAGCCAUGAAGAUGCCUCAACAGAUGCUCACCUCAACGCUCAGUCAUUCUCAUCUCCACCAACAAACGUCGACACUGCUCCACAACCAGAGCCAGAACCUGAAUCAGAUUCAACAACAUCACCCAAUGAAGCGGGCAUCGAUACCGGAGACCUCUGCAACCGCAUGUCGCUGUCACUCGUUGCUCACAUACGGCUCUUCCAGAGAUUUCUCUACCCUAUUAUGCCAGUCGUCGACGAUGAUAUCCUCGCCGAUGCAGCUCGACUGGAUGACCUGCCACCUUCCAGAUACGCUCUCAUCCUUGCAAUAUGUGCUGCAACAAGAAUGCAGCUCCGGUUAGACAAAAGGAUCGACAAUUGUGAGAACGAUCUCAACGCACAAAUCCCAGCAGAGCCACGUUUAACGGGAGACAUGCUGGUUAGCCUGGCCGAGACCUCAGUUCGUCAAUACAGUGUCAUCGAUGAUACAACUCUCGACUCAAUACUCGUCUCGUUCUUCCUCUUUGCAAGCUACGGAAAUCUGAACGAUCCGCGCCACGCUUGGUUCUAUCUCAACCAGAGCAUCACCCUUGCGCAGUCCCUUGACCUGACAAAAGAGUCCGGCUACUAUGGCCUGCCUGCUGAACAGCGUGAGAAGAGAAGACGCGUCUUCUGGCUUCUCUUUGUUACAGAAAGAACCUUUGCUCUCCAGCACAGAAGAUCCGUCAUGCUUCGAAGCACAGUCAACAAACCCCAAAUCGUCGACUCAAAUUGUCCGGUAGUGAUGCACGACUUUAUAAACCACAUCCGCCUCUUCGAAUCUCUUCCAUACUCCCUGUACGAAUGGCAGCCUGAGGGUGAUGAUCAGCGCUUCGAUGACUUGAAGCUUGUGCAUACCAUCAACGAAAAGCUCUGCAGUGUGCAGCCAGACCAAUCGAUCAUUGAGAGUCAACGAUUCGAUACGCUCAUCACUCAACAGUGGCUUCGGAUAUCCAUGUGGAGGAUUGCGUUUGGCCAGAAUCCUUCGUCGGCGUCUGGCUUUGGACUGCUACUUCCACCCUCGCUUCCCAUGGAUGCAGGAAAGAUCAUCAUGUCAGCCUUGGGGUCUGUUGGAACCAAGUCAAAAGACUGUCAUGGCAUUGGGAUGGAACAAAAGCUCUUUGACGUCGGCAUCAGUCUUGCAGAUACUGCUCAACUCCCCGGCUGGACAUAUUCUGCCCUUGAAAAUGGCCCUCGUGACUUACUCUCCGUCGUGAUCCAUGCCCUAUCAGCCGUUCGAGGCGCCCAGUCUCACUUGUUGCCUAAUCUUCUAAAGCACUCGGAAACAUUGUUUACUCUUGCAGAUCCCAAUGCGCAUCUCGAUCUUCAGUGGGACAUGCAAGGCGCAGAAAAUGAUGAGAGGCUAGCGAUUGUUGAAGAGUUAUCACCGGACGAUGAACAGCCCGUGGACCCGUUGGGCUGGGUUCCAGAUGGUAACCUCGACCUUCUGGACCUGAGUACGCCUGUGGUGACGACGACUUGGGCGGAUGCAACUAUUGCGUGUGGACGAUUCGAUCCCGAGAUUGGACUUGUUUUUAACUGA